This is a messenger RNA of Striga hermonthica, 531 nucleotides long. The record is from the annotation of a GenBank genome assembly. NCBI's taxonomy places the organism in Eukaryota, Viridiplantae, Streptophyta, Magnoliopsida, Lamiales, Orobanchaceae.
AUGCCGAACAGAGGGGCGUCCGGAAGCAGGUUAAGACUCGUAUUCUACUUUCAUGCUAUAACACAGGUUUUAUCGGUACUCCUUGCAACAGCAGGAGCAAUAAUGUCGAUAAAAUUCUUCGACAACUCAUUCAAAAACGACCAUCAAAAAAUCGGGUUAGCCUUCUAUAUUAUCAUGUGGUUGCAAGCUCUACUUGGCAUCUUCAGGCCACAAAGGGGAGGCAAAGGCAGAAGUAUUUGGUUUCUUUUCCACUGGCUAGUUGGCAUUGCCGUUUCUUUACUCGGAAUCAUCAACAUAUACACGGGUUUACAAGCAUACAAAAGGAGAACAUCAAAGGACACAAUGACUUGGAACAUCAUUUUCACAGCCGAGGUCUCUCUCAUAUUCUUCCUCUAUAUUGUCCAAGAAAAAUGGCAUUAUAUACAGAAACAAGGCAUUAUACUAGGAAAUAAGCCUGUACUGCCUACAGACAGGGAAAUUGAAGCCUCACCAGCGCAUCAGCAGAAAGAAGCAUCAUCCGAAGCUUGUUGA